CUUCUUCAGUUUUCCACUUAAUGUUUUUGUCGCUCCAGUUUUUCUGCGCUGAAGGCUACUCAUCAUUCUUCGUCUCAAUCAGCCUCUCCAUUAUACAUCUCUACACUCCAUCCUUUUUAAUAAUCUCCUUUACCAUUUCAUCUGUUUCCAUUUGUGCUUGCCCUUUCUCAUCCCUUUGUCUCUGAACUCUUUCUUGAUUUCACCCUGGUCUCAUCUCCACUUCACUACCUUCACUGCCUCUUCUUUUCUUUUUCUGUUCUUUCUCCGAUGGAGGCUGAGGCACUUUACAGUUUCAGAGCGACUGAAUGUGAUGAGAUCAGUUUCCAGAAGGGUGACAUCCUAAAGGUGACAAACAUGGAUGAUGAUCCGAACUGGUACACAGCUGAGCUGUUUGGUAGGCGGGGCUAUGUACCGAAGAACUAUAUCAAUGUAAGACCUCACACGUGGUUUGUGGGUGGAAUAUCACGGCAGGCUGCAGAAAAUCGUCUGAGACCGCUGGAGUGUGGAGCGUUUCUCAUUAGGGAAAGUGAGAGCACACCAGGAGAGUUCUCCGUGUCUGUCAGUUACGGGGACCAUGUGCAGCACUUUAAGGUUUUGAAAGAUAGAUUAGGGCAGUUCUUCAUUUGGGAUGAAGUCUUCAGCUCCCUCAACCAGCUGGUGGACUUCUACAAAAUCAACAGCAUUGCCAAAGAGAGAAAAGUCUUCCUGAAAGAGCCUGAGGGAUCAUUAGCUAGGCCACGUCAUGCCCAUGCCCUCUUUGACUUCACAUCUAAUCAUGCAACUCAUCUACGCUUCUUGCGCGGUGAUGUCAUUGACCUGCUCGACUGUUCGGAUGCUCAGUGCUGGAGGGGGCGGUGCCGUGGAAGAGUUGGCGUGUUUCCACCAGAGUACGUGCAGCCAAUUUACCACUGAACUUCAGCUAUGAGUGUCACCAUCCUGUACAGCUAAAGUUAAAGAG
Molecule: messenger RNA, 958 nt
Organism: Sinocyclocheilus grahami
Lineage: Eukaryota; Metazoa; Chordata; Actinopteri; Cypriniformes; Cyprinidae
Product: GRB2-related adapter protein-like
Exons: 5
Coding region: 268-912 (214 amino acids)
Molecular function (GO): protein binding
Source: RefSeq, a predicted model, not a curated record